Hippopotamus amphibius kiboko is the source of this 2694-nucleotide messenger RNA. RefSeq names its product cyclin dependent kinase 14 (gene CDK14). Gene Ontology annotation, molecular function: cyclin binding; cyclin-dependent protein serine/threonine kinase activity; ATP binding. Gene Ontology annotation, cellular component: cytosol; nucleus; cytoplasm. The record is from RefSeq and is a predicted model, not a curated record. Bases 129 to 1538 code for a protein of 469 amino acids. The transcript has 15 exons. Gene Ontology annotation, biological process: protein phosphorylation. Lineage: Eukaryota; Metazoa; Chordata; Mammalia; Artiodactyla; Hippopotamidae.
GUGGUGGAGGAGGAGGAGGAGGAGGAGGAGGGGGAGGCGCCGCCUUCCCCGCGCCGCGCGCCCUCGCCGUUGUCUGCGCUCCGCUCUGGACCAGUUUGGGGAAGUUGCCCGAGCCCCGUGUCGCCCAGAUGUGCGACCUCAUUGAGCCGCAGCCGCCCGAGAAGAUCGGCAAGAUGAAGAAGUUGCGGAGAACUUUGUCGGACAGUUUCAGCCGCAUCGCUUUGAAGAAAGACGACACCACCUUUGAUGAGAUAUGUGUCACAAAGAUGUCUACACGGAACUGCCCGGGAAUGGACUCAGUGAUCAAACCCCUGGACACAAUUCCUGAGGAUAAAAAAGUCAGGGUUCAGAGGACACAGAGCACUUUUGACCCAUUUGAGAAACCAACUAAUCAAGUAAAGAGGGUGCAUUCUGAGAACAAUGCUUGCAUUAACUUUAAGACCUCCUCCACCGGCAAAGAGUCUCCUAAAGUUCGGCGGCACUCCAGCCCCAGUUCGCCAACAAGUCCCAAAUUUGGAAAAGCUGACUCAUAUGAAAAACUGGAAAAACUAGGGGAAGGAUCUUAUGCUACAGUGUACAAAGGGAAAAGCAAGGUAAAUGGGAAGUUGGUAGCCCUGAAGGUGAUCAGGCUGCAAGAAGAAGAAGGUACACCUUUUACAGCUAUCAGGGAAGCUUCUCUGUUAAAAGGACUAAAACAUGCUAACAUAGUGCUGCUUCAUGACAUCAUCCACACCAAGGAGACACUGACACUUGUGUUUGAAUAUGUGCACACUGAUUUAUGUCAGUACAUGGACAAGCACCCUGGGGGGCUGCAUCCAGAUAAUGUGAAGUUGUUUUUAUUUCAGUUGCUGCGAGGGCUGUCUUACAUCCACCAGCGUUAUAUUUUGCACAGAGACCUGAAACCACAGAACCUUCUGAUCAGUGACACGGGGGAGUUAAAGCUGGCAGAUUUCGGUCUUGCAAGAGCAAAAUCCGUCCCUAGCCACACAUACUCCAAUGAGGUGGUUACCUUGUGGUACAGACCUCCAGAUGUCCUCCUGGGCUCGACAGAAUAUUCCACCUGCCUUGACAUGUGGGGAGUCGGCUGCAUCUUUGUUGAAAUGAUCCAAGGAGUUGCUGCUUUUCCAGGAAUGAAAGACAUUCAAGAUCAACUUGAACGAAUAUUUCUGGUUCUUGGAACGCCAAAUGAGGACACGUGGCCUGGAGUCCAUUCUUUACCACAUUUUAAGCCAGAACGCUUUACCCUGUACAGCUCUAAAAACCUUAGACAAGCAUGGAAUAAGCUCAGCUAUGUGAAUCACGCAGAGGAUCUGGCUUCCAAGCUCCUACAGUGUUCCCCAAAGAACAGACUAUCAGCACAGGCCGCCUUGAGCCACGAGUAUUUUAGUGACCUGCCGCCACGGCUAUGGGAACUGACUGAUAUGUCUUCUAUUUUUACCGUCCCAAAUGUAAGAUUGCAACCAGAAGCCGGAGAAAGCGUGCGGGCCUUUGGGAAAAACAAUAGUUAUGGCAAAAGUCUAUCAAAUAGCAAGCACUGAUGCGCACAGCAUUCUCAAGAGAGCACAGGAUUAAGUUGUCAUCAUUCUGGGAAGAAAAAACAUUAAUGAAGUGGCCAAUAACAGAAGGGAAUCAUGGAUCAGUUUCCUUUCACUCCCUGUGGUGGAUUUCACUUACAAGAAAAUUGAAGCUGGCAAGACCCUGUUUUCUCUGCAAUUUAUUUAAAACCUUGCACGCAUUUGGAUACCUUGUGAUUUCCAAGAACUAUGUGAAGAUUAAGUUUUGCUUACUGAUACAUGGCAUGUAUUCUUUUCAGUCUUUUGUGUUUGAUUUUGUUUGAUUUCCCUCUGCAUCACGGCGUCUUUGUAAAGGUUUUUAUGCUUUCACCAGCCAUGUCUUAAAUACAUUAAGACAACACACUCGGUGUUCACACUUCUUCAGUAAUGUCUGUACUUGAAAGCCACAUAGUGGCAUAAAACAAUGUGUGUUUUCUUUGAGAGCAGUGCACAUUUUGCAACCACCAGGAAGGAAAAUUAUAGCUAAAACAAACCCAUGUUCUCUGACUGACUUGACAACUUGGUCCCUUGCCACGGGCCCCCCACUUGUCUCUUCCCUUUUGAGGACAUUUGCAAAUGUGGGGGUUUUUUUGGAAAUAACUGCACACUUAUAUAGGAUAUUGGAAUCUGCUUAGCAUUUUCAAGCCACGUGGCAUGACUGUUCUCCGAGCAGGUUGGAAAUGAAGAACUAAAUAUGAAGCAUUAAGAACAAAGACAGGGAUAAAUCACUUACUUUUAAACCUCUAGAAAUUGAGGUCGCUUUUUACAUUUUUUCUGGGUCUUGUCAACAUCUUAUUUUUUUCCAUCCACUUUGUUAUGCUUUGUGAGUGUUUUCUAAAUGGUGAAGAGUAAGAAACAGAAUGUUUAAAGCAUGGGUGCAAAAGAAUUGUAUCUGCUAGAUGAGCCCUGAAUUAUGUCUUUACUAGUCAGCAUUUAAAAAGCAAAUUACAGAGUUAUCCAGAGUUUGAAAUUUGCUCAUUUACACCAAAGCACCUUUGAACUACACUUUUUUUUUAAACAUUCCAGGCUAAUUGCAAGGCAUCAUUGGGUACUCUAAAUAACUUUAAGCAGUCUCCAGGAAUAACUGUUCGGAUGUAGGUUUUAGAAACAAGGCAGGAGUCUUGCUUUAAAGACGGAAAAA